Molecule: messenger RNA, 2506 nt
Organism: Mus caroli (Ryukyu mouse)
Lineage: Eukaryota; Metazoa; Chordata; Mammalia; Rodentia; Muridae
Source: RefSeq, a predicted model, not a curated record
UACAGUGCUGAGAAAGGGGCUCCUGGUCUUGCGUGCUACACUGCUACCCAUUGGCGGGAGCUGAAAAGAGAGUGGGGAGAGCUCGGAAUCUGCGCCAUGGAUCUAGUAACCUAUGAAGAUGUGCGUGUGAACUUUACUCGAGAGGAAUGGGCUUUGCUGGAUCCUUCCCAGAAGAGUCUCUACAGAGAUGUGAUGCUGGAAAUCUGCUGGAACCUCACGGCUAUAGGCUAUAAAUGGGAAGACUUCAAUAUUGAAGAACAUUGUAAAUGUCCUGAAAGACAUGAAAGGUAUAUCAUCUGUCACUCUGGAUUCAAGCCAUGUGAGGAUAAGAAAUAUAAAAAGAAGCAAUGUACCCCUGUCUCUCCCAGAACAAUUAGACAAUAUGUAGUAGUCCCUACUAUGAGAAGACAUGAUGACAGUGAUACAGAUUUACAGUUAACUGGUUUUCCAACUUCCAUGGCAGCCCAUCACCAAACUAACACUGGAGAGAAACCUUAUGAGUACAAGGAAUGCAGAAAUUCAUCUGACUAUACUGGUUCACUUUGCACCUGUCAUGUGGCUCACAAAAUAGGGAAAUAUUAUGCAUAUAACCAGUGUGAUAAAACCCUGAGUUCUUCCAGUUCUCUUCUAGGAUGUGAAAAAAUUUUGAUGGGAAAAGGAAAUGAUAAGUCUGAGCCAUGUACUAAAGGCUUUAACCAUCAUAGGUAUCUUCAAACACAUAAAAGAACCAAUAGUGAAGAUCUCUAUGAAUAUAAUCAAUAUGAUAAAGACUUUAGAUCUAAUUCAUCUGCAAAAUUACACGAAAGAACUCAUUUGGAAAUUGAACUUUAUGAAGAUAAUCAAAGUGAAAAAGCCUUUGUAACUCAUAGUCUUCAUCAAGUACCUAGAUCUCAUACUAGAGAGAAAAGGUAUGGAUAUGAUCAAUGUGGUAACACCUUUGCCUGUCUUAGUUAUCUUCAAAUACAUGAAAGAAUUAGUUUGGAGAAACCCUUUGAAUGUAAUCAAUGUAGUAAAGCUUUUGCAUAUAAAAGACAUCUUCACAGGCAUGAAAAGAUUCAUACUGGAGAGAAACCCUAUGGAUGCAAUCAGUGUGGUAAGGCCUUUGUAUAUAACAGUUAUCUACAAAGGCAUAAAAGAAGUCACACUGGAGAGAAACCCUAUGAAUGUCAUCAAUGUGGUAAAGCCUUUUCACGGAACAGUCAUCUUUACCGGCAUGAAAGAAGUCAUACUGGAGAGAAACCAUAUGGAUGUAAUAAAUGUGGUAAAGCCUUUGGGCGCAACAGUACUCUUCAAAGGCAUGAAAGAAGUCAUAAUGGAGAGAAACCAUAUGGAUGUAAUAAAUGUGGUAAAGCCUUUGGGCGCAACAGUACUCUUCAAAGGCAUGAAAGAAGUCAUACUGGAGAGAAACCUCAUGAACAUAAACAAUGUGAUAAAGACUUUGCACAGAAGAGUAAUCUUCACAGUCAUGAAAGAAAUCUUAUUGGACAAAAGCCCUGUGAAUAUAAUCAAAGUGGUAAAGCCUUUGCACAGAAUAGCCAUCUUUCCCAUCAUGAAGUAAACUGUACUCAAGAAAAAUCCUAUGGAUGUAGUCAAUGUGGUAAAGCCUUUGCAUAUAACAGUCAUCUUCAAAGGCAUGAAAGAAGUCAUACUGGAGAGAAACCUUAUGAAUGUAAUAAAUGUGGUAAAGCCUUUUCACAAAACAGUCAUCUUCAUAAGCAUGAAAGAAGUCAUACGGGGGAGAAACCUUAUGGACGUAAACAAUGUGAUAAAGCCUUUGCACAGAAUAAUCAUCUUUUCCAUCAUGAAAUAAACUGUACUCGAGAAAAAUCCUAUGGAUGUAGUCAGUGUGGUAAAGCCUUUGCAUAUAACAGUCAACUUCAAAGGCAUGAAAGAAGUCAUACUCAAGAAAAAUCCUAUGGAUGUAGUCAGUGUGGUAAAGCCUUUGGGCGUUACAGUAAUCUUCAAAGGCAUGAAAGAAGUCAUACUGGAGAGAAACCUUACGAAUGUAAUAAAUGUGGUAAAGCCUUUUCACAAAACAGUCAUCUUCAUAAGCAUGAAAGAAGUCAUACCGGGGAGAAACCCUAUGAAUGUAAUCAAUGUUUGAAAGCCUUUGCGUGCAAAAGUAACCUUUACAGGCAUGAAAGAAGACAUACUUGAGAGAAACACUAUGGAUGUAAACAGUGUGGUGAGGUCUUUUUACAGAAUAGUCAUCUUCAUAGGCGUGAAAAAGUCAUACUGAGCCAAAAGCUUAUGCAUUUAAUCAAUGUGAUAAAGCCUUUGCAUGUUGUAGCAACUUUCAGAAGCAUGACAGCAUUCAUGCUUGUAAAAAGUCAUAAACCUAAUGAGUGAGGUAAAGCCUUGCAUUCCACAUACAUUUUCCCCAUUGAGCUAUCUCUCUGGGGCCUGAGUAAGGUUUGUAGAAACAGUUCAUCAUUAAAGUAAUGUCUCAUUUACAAAUUGUAAACAUAUUGUCAUCCAAGGAUUUAGGAACAAACAAUUUGAAUAA